Messenger RNA from Eleginops maclovinus (Patagonian blennie), 1566 nucleotides. It is a transcript of the gene cpo, whose product is annotated as carboxypeptidase O. Gene Ontology annotation, molecular function: metallocarboxypeptidase activity; zinc ion binding. The transcript is spliced from 9 exons. Lineage: Eukaryota; Metazoa; Chordata; Actinopteri; Perciformes; Eleginopidae. Gene Ontology annotation, biological process: proteolysis. The record is from RefSeq and is a predicted model, not a curated record. The coding region runs from base 152 to 1228 and encodes 358 amino acids.
AAUCAUUAACCAUGAUAGUGGGAGGGCCUCAAUUGGUCCGACAGCUGAGGCAAAGGUGUUUCUUUAUCUGAUGGAUGUCUUCCAUAAAGGCUUGUGACAACAGAGCUAGGCAACAGUUGCAAACCGAGGAGUUUAUGUUCAAAAAGUGGCAAUGCUUUCCUCUGUGGGACUGAGCCUUGUGGUGCUGCUUUCAGUAGUGGGAGCAGCCACAGUGGAGAGGGUGGAGUAUGACUACUACAAAUACCAUCCAAUGCCAGAGAUCACAGACUGGAUGUCUCAGGUGCAGAAGGAUUACCCUGACGUUGUGACCAUAGUGGAAUACGGACAGACCUAUGAGAAGAGGACUAUUAAGUUGCUCAAGAUCGGCGUUAGUACGGGAGAGAAGAAGAAAGCUAUCUGGAUGGACUGCGGUAUACACGCCAGGGAAUGGAUCGCCCCGGCCUUCUGUCAGUACUUUGUCAGAGAGAUCCUUCAAGCAUACAAAAGCGACCCAAAAAUGCAAGCGAUGAUGAUGAAUAUGGACUUCUAUGUCACCCCUGUGCUCAACAUGGACGGAUACAUCCACACCUGGAAGGACAACUCGACUCGACUGUGGAGAAAGAACAGGUCACCGGGACCUACAAACUGCACCUGUCUCGGCACUGACCUCAACCGCAACUUUAACGCCAACUGGGGCACACUCGGGAUUUCCUAUGACUGCUGCUCGAACAUCUACUGCGGGACCCAACCUGUGUCCGAGCCCGAGGCCCAGGCCGUCACCUAUUUCGUAGGAAGCCGAAAAGAAGACUUCCUGUGUUUCCUCACCAUCCACUCCUACGGCCAGCUGCUCCUGGUUCCAUAUGGACACCCCGACUUCACCGCCGACAACUACGAUGAGCUGAUGAAGGUUGGUUUGGGUGCAGCAGACGCCAUUCGGAGCGUGCACGGGAAGAAUUACACUGUAGGAACCUCCCCAGAUGUGUUGUACGCCAACUCCGGUUCAUCCAGAGACUGGGCCCGGAUGCAGGGGAUCCCCUUAGCUUACACCUUUGAGCUGAGAGAUAACGGGACAUUUGGCUUCGAGCUUCCCCAGGAUCAGAUCCAGCCGACCUGCGAGGAGGCCUACAGCGGAGCCCUGCACAUCAUCACCUACGCCCACGACAAGACCUUUAGUGGUGCCCCUGCAACUGCUGCAACCCUGUGGAGCAUGCUGUUAGCCGUGGGGGUCACUAGCACCACCCUGAUGUAAAGGGAGAGAAAAAACUAAAGCUGUGUGGCUUAUCUUGCGUAUGUUGCGUAUAGUUUCAAGGACAGCUCCCAUUUUUACAACGCCAUGUUGUUUAUCCUCAUUUAAGACAUUUUUGUUGAUGAAUUAUAAUCAAAAGUAUGUAAAUGCAUGAUAAAUGCACCUUUGAUUCAAACUUUUAUAAAUAAAUACAUAUAUAUUUGUUCAUAAACGUCCAUACAUUUCUUAUUCCAGGCCAUGCCUGACACAUAUCCACACAUCUUUUUUUACAUAACUGAAUAUGACGACAUUUAAAAAACAUCUGGUGCCAAAGAGCAAUAUUAAAAAAUACCAUCUUUAAA